AUGAAACAGAUGUGCUCGUUCCAAAUUCGUGAUCCUUGCGACUCCGACUCCCCUCAAACCUAUCAUGCAUUUGGUGUGGAUCAUCAGUAUGACAAGCAGUGUUUUGUCCAGGAUAAUGUUAUAACUUGUUCAUGUAGAGACGAUCUCUGUAACAGAGAUAUGGAAGUUGUCAUGAGGCAAUGGAGUAGGACGAGGGUUGAGGAUCCAAAGUUCAAGGAAUGCGUUGAGGAACGUCUCAAAAGAAUAAAAGAGGAGCUUGAAGAGGAAGAGCCGCCGGAGCAGAAAGUGGCGGAUACUGAAAAACCGCGUAAGACAAUUUAA
Molecule: messenger RNA, 321 nt
Organism: Strongylus vulgaris
Lineage: Eukaryota; Metazoa; Nematoda; Chromadorea; Rhabditida; Strongylidae
Source: the annotation of a GenBank genome assembly